UGCGCUUGACAGCUCUUCUAUUCUUGAGCCUCCUGUGGAUGGAUGUGAGUUCUGCCGUGGAAGUGUGCAAGGUUGUCGACCUGCAGCUCGUUACACAGACGGGGGAAUUCUUUCUAGCUGUUUCUUUCCUCAUCAUGGGCGUAACAACGGUGGCAUUUGUUUUGAUGGCCUUCAAAGCAGCCCAUGAAAAACGCAAGUUCUACUUCAUCAUGUGCUAUGUAACAGCCAUUUCAACAUUUGCAUAUUAUGCUAUGUUGAGCGGACAAGGAUGGUUGAUCACUCCAAACUGUCGUCAGUUGUUCUACGUCAGAUACGUCGAUUGGUUCUUCACGACAUCUUUGAUCUUUCUGAAUUUGGGUUUGAUCGUCGGUGCAGAUACUGGUUUGAACAUUGCUAUUAUCGCAGCGGAUAUGCUUAUGAUCUUCGGUGGAUUCAUGGCUUCUAUUUCUUCUGGGCACAUCAAAUGGCUUUGGUUCUCUCUGUCGCUGUUGAUUUUCGCUCCUCUGGUCUACACCAUGCUCAGGGGAUAUCGAGCUUUGGUCGACAGAAGUAAUCCUUCUGUGGUUGAGAUGUACAGCAAAGUGGCUUGGAUUGCAGCGAUCACUUGGGGAUUGUAUCCGUUGGUAUUCAUUUUCUCAGAGGGCACUGGAGACUGGUCUCCAAACUUUGAGAUCAUGAUCUAUGCUGUUCUUGACAUCAUGUCCAAAGUGGUGUUUGGAUUCGUUCUGUUGUUGAGCCAUGACGGCUUGGAUCGAAUCACAAACUUUAAGUCUUUUGCGCCAAUCAGAGAGGCUCCUAGCUAUGGAACACAGAUGACGAAAGCUCCCGUUGAAUCUUACAUCUGAGCAAGGCGUUGCAACGUUGUGUUUGUAGAUAGCAGUUAUGGGCAUUU
Guillardia theta CCMP2712 is the source of this 892-nucleotide messenger RNA. RefSeq lists its product as hypothetical. Gene Ontology annotation, molecular function: monoatomic ion channel activity. Gene Ontology annotation, cellular component: plasma membrane. The transcript is spliced from 9 exons. Gene Ontology annotation, biological process: monoatomic ion transport. NCBI's taxonomy places the organism in Eukaryota, Cryptophyceae, Pyrenomonadales, Geminigeraceae. The record is from RefSeq and is a predicted model, not a curated record. Bases 39 to 845 code for a protein of 268 amino acids.